Messenger RNA from Talaromyces proteolyticus, 1029 nucleotides. Its product is annotated as GAF domain nucleotide-binding protein. Lineage: Eukaryota; Fungi; Ascomycota; Eurotiomycetes; Eurotiales; Trichocomaceae. Gene Ontology annotation, cellular component: cytosol. Bases 185 to 790 code for a protein of 201 amino acids. The transcript has 5 exons. The record is from RefSeq and is a predicted model, not a curated record. Gene Ontology annotation, molecular function: protein binding; L-methionine (R)-S-oxide reductase activity.
AUCCAAGCUCACUAGUUAUAACAUUUUGAAGUGUUCACUAGUUUGUCAGCUACCUGUCAUUAGCUAAUAGAACUGCUUGUUGGCGCCUUUGUUGGCUUUCUUAUUUACCCUGGAUACAUGCCUUUUUCUUUAAUAUUUUCAUUCUUUUUACUUUCCUUUAUUACUAUACAAGCCUUUGUUCAAGAUGCCCCACGCCGAUUCUUCGUACUUUGCUGCAGGGUCCUCGAAGGAUCAGGUCUACGAACAAGUACUGGAGCAGGCGCAAGGGUUACUAGCUGGGCAGCGCAAUUGGGUGAGCAACCUCGCAAAUGUAGCAUCCCUCCUCUGGCACGCAUACAAAUCUCUCCCCCAACCAUCGUCAUCUGUCAAUUGGGCAGGCUUCUACGUGCGCGAUGACCGAUUCCCUGUGCUCGCCCUGCCGCGACGAUCCGACAGUUUAACGACUAUAACGACAAUUACCACGAGUUAUGCAUCGGACGAAGAAAAGACGCUUCUCCUCGGCCCAUUCCAGGGUAAGCCGGCCUGCCAGGAGAUCAGGUUCGGACGAGGGGUGUGCGGGACGGCGGCGCUGAAGAAGGAGACGGUCGUUGUGCCAGACGUGCUGGAGUUUCCGGGCCAUAUUGCGUGCGACGCGGAUAGUCGCAGUGAGAUUGUUGUACCGAUUCUGUUUGAUGGCGAGACGGUCGCUAUCAUCGAUAUCGACUGCACGGAGCCCAAUGGCUUCGAUGAUGUUGAUAGGAAGCAUCUGGAUGAACUUGCAGAUCUGCUUUCGCGUAGCUGCGACUGGUGAGCGAUAUAAAGGAUGUUUUGGAGUUAUAGUUGUGUGGGUGAUAUAUCAUAUGGGAGACGAAGGGAUGCGAAUGUCACGUGUACAUGUAUAACUAUACAAAUGAAUCAGAAUCGGCGGCACAUUCAAAAGGUUCAUCCGUAAUGAUCGGAGAGGCGCAUGCUUAUCGAGGCUGAGCAUCUCGUUUAAGCAGCCGAGUGUAACGCAGACAGCCGGUAGCCAAUCAGCAGCCCUUAUUCCAC